AAGAAAAAAAAAAGGAAAAAUAUCUUUACUUUUAGAGAGAGAGAGAGAGAGAGAGAGAGAGAGAGAGAGAGAGUAUGCUAAACAUGGGGGUUUUGCGUUAUGUUCUUGUGGCAUGUCUCAUUGCCAUAAGUAACCAUGUUAAUGUAGCAUCUGCGGGAAUCACCAGGCGCUACAAGUUCGACAUUCAACUGAAAAACGUGACAAGAUUGUGCAAGACAAGGUCGAUCUUGACGGUGAACGGGAAAUUCCCAGGGCCUAGGGUUAUCGCAAGAGAAGGAGACAAUCUACUGAUCAAAGUGGUUAAUCAUGUCUCUACCAAUAUCUCCAUCCACUGGCAUGGGAUCAGACAGCUAAGGAGUGGAUGGGCGGAUGGACCAGCCUAUAUAACACAGUGUCCAAUUCGGACAGGACAGAGUUACGUGUACAACUUCACGGUCACCGGGCAAAGAGGAACGUUGUGGUGGCACGCCCACAUCACGUGGGUGAGAGCCACUGUGUAUGGCCCCUUGAUCAUCCUUCCCAAACUCCACGACUCUUACCCUUUCCCCAAGCCCUACAAGCAGAUCCCCAUUAUCUUCGGGGAAUGGUUCAAUGUUGAUCCUCAGGCAGUGAUUCAACAGGCUCUUCAGACAGGUGGAGGCCCAAAUGCUUCAGAUGCCCACACCAUCAAUGGGCUUCCAGGCCCAUUAUAUAAUUGUUCUGCAAAAGAUACAUACAAGUUGAAGGUGAAACCGGGGAAGACAUAUCUCCUGAGACUGAUCAAUGCUGCACUCAAUGACCAACUCUUCUUCGGCAUAGCCAAUCACACGUUGACAGUUGUCGAAGCCGAUGCCAGCUAUGUUAAGCCCUUCAAAACCAAUGUCCUCGUCAUCGGACCGGGGCAGACCACGAACGUUCUGCUCAAGACCAAACACGUUUCUCCGAACGCGACGUUUUUCAUGCUGGCAAGAACUUACUUCGUAGGUCAAGGCACUAUCGAUAACACGACCGUCGCCGGGAUUCUCGAAUACGAACGUAAGGCUUCGAAUUCUCCAAAAACUCGGCCCGUUCUGAAGCCUGCUCUUCCUGCCAUCAAUGCCACGGGCUUCGUCGCGAAUUUUUCAAACAUGUUUAGAAGUCUAGCGAGUUCUAAGUUUCCGGUUGACGUACCGAAAACCGUGGACCGGAAAUUCUUUUUCACGGUCGGUUUAGGGACAAACCCUUGUCCGAAGAACCAAACAUGCCAAGGACCCAACGGCACGAAAUUCGCGGCGUCCAUCAACAACGUGUCGUUCGUGUUACCAAACACGACGUCAUUGUUGCGAUCGUAUUUCUUUGGAAAAUCCAAUCGUGUAUUCACGACCGACUUUCCGAGUUCGCCUAUUUUUCCGUUUAAUUACACGGGGAUGCCACCGAACAACACGAUGGUCGCGAGGGGGACAAAGGUCGUGGUGUUGAAGUACAACACAACUGUCGAGUUAGUGUUUCAGGACACGAGCAUUCUGGGUGCUGAGUCACAUCCUCUGCACCUUCAUGGGUUCAAUUUCUAUGUGGUCGGUCAAGGGUUCGGAAAUUUCGACCCGACCCGUGACCCGAAACGGUUCAAUCUCCUCGACCCGGUCGAACGCAACACCGCCCUUGUCCCCGCCGGUGGCUGGAUUGCCGUACGUUUCCGCGCCGAUAACCCCGGUGUAUGGCUGAUGCAUUGCCACAUCGAAAUUCAUCUGAGUUGGGGACUGACCAUGGCUUGGGUGGUCCUGGAUGGAGACCUUCCGAAUCAGAAACUCCCGCCUCCACCGUCCGAUUUCCCAAAGUGUUGACUCUGACCGAUCCAACGGCUCUACCAUCGCCACGUCACCUUAUUUUUUUCUCUCGUAAAUUAUGCACUUGAUUCCUGAUGUGUUCCUCCUUUUGUCCUUUUGCGUUUGGUUUUUCACCUGAGAACUCUGAAUUUUGCUUCUCUCUUUAUUUUGCUGUUUCUUUUUCUGCGUCUGUAAGAAGAGUGAAACUGAAAGAGCUUUGUUGCGGUAAUAAUUUCUCUGCACGAUAUUUUUCACAUCAAAUAAAAGAAGUAAAUUUUUUUUAA
This is a messenger RNA of Tarenaya hassleriana, 2065 nucleotides long. Its product is annotated as laccase-2-like. Gene Ontology annotation, biological process: lignin catabolic process. NCBI's taxonomy places the organism in Eukaryota, Viridiplantae, Streptophyta, Magnoliopsida, Brassicales, Cleomaceae. Gene Ontology annotation, cellular component: apoplast. Gene Ontology annotation, molecular function: copper ion binding; hydroquinone:oxygen oxidoreductase activity. The coding region runs from base 75 to 1799 and encodes 574 amino acids. The record is from RefSeq and is a predicted model, not a curated record. The transcript is spliced from 6 exons.